AGAAAUUGAUACAAGAAGAAAAAUAUAAGGAGUUUCUUAUCCAAUAGCAAAGUUCAAAAUUUUGUCGUAGAUCCAGAUCUCUCUGAGUUCCAAAGAUUUCAACAUGAAACCGUUUAAGAACGUCAAUAUUAUUAAGCCUGACACACAAUCGUGUCAGUAAGUAUUGGCCGUGAUAUGAGGCUGUUAAAGGCGAGUUAACAACGAACCCCACGGACGAAUUACACCUAUGGGCACAGGGGACAGUCGAUCCAAAUGCUGUGGAAGCGCGAACUAGGGGCACCGAAGAAAUAAAUCAGGGUACCGAUUGAAAUUUAAUGAGGAACGUGGAGCACAGGUGUGCGUCCGCUCCUAAACGCAUACGAUCAGCCUCCUGCACCCUCUCACACCCUCCUGUCGGCCAGCUCUUGGCUCGCUGUUAAAAGCUACAUUCCAUCGACCAAACAACCAGUUCUGAAUCGGUUUCGAAUUCUCGAUGACUCAUGAAUCUUCGAUCGCACGGAUCUACCUAGAAGUCUGUAUCCCGCGGGGAAGAAAGCGAAAUCAGCAACCAAAUCGCUUUAUUCGGAUCGAUGAAAACGCAAAUGCCUUUGACUGAAUCUGGAGGUGGCAUGAAAGGGACACUUUGUUUGGAACAUACGAAACACUACAAACACUACUCAACUAAUAGAAAGAUUUUACAUGAAGUAACCACUGAAGAACUGUGACCGUUUUCAAUGUUAAAAUGGCAGAACAUUAUCAAUAAAAUCAUAUACCGGGAAUCGGAGGCUGAGCUUGAAGCUAACCGGAAACGAAAGUGGCAAGUUACCCGGCGAAGGAACAACGACGCGUGCAGAGGAAAAGAUCAUGAAAAGGAGGAUGCCAUGUGCCAGAAAUAGUGAGUGCGUGUGAGUGGCGUGCGUGUACGUGAGUGGCUUCGGUCCUUCGACCCUCGAGGACGUACCACCAGCCGAGGACACGAUGAUGAUCCCGAUGAUACGCACUGCUAUCCUCCUCUACGUCUUCGUUCACCUCGAUGCCGCUGCGAACACCAUCACUAUGGCCAAGGAGGAGUGCAGAAAAAGGAUAGCGGAGUGCACAAUGAGCGACGGUGCAAGCACACCGGUAUGUGGGAGCGACGGUGUUACGUAUUCGAGUCAGUGUCAGGUCAUUUCGAAGCAGUGUCAAGGCAUGUCUAUUCUUAUCAAACACACUGGCCCUUGUCCAGAGACACCAGCGUGCUUCUCCGCAAGACUGACCGCCAGGCCGGGUGCACGACCAGUCUGUCGUCCGGAUGGCACUUACGCACCGGUGCAAUGUCACGAGGAAACCGGGUAUUGUUGGUGCGUGACGCCGCAGGGCAGACCACUGCCCGACACCUCGGUAAGACACCAAAGACCAAGAUGUUUGAAACCCGGUCCCAGAUCUGCUGCUUCCACCAGGAGCGGCCAAAGGAGGCGCUCGCCGAACUGGAAGCAGCGAAGGCAGUACAACAGCAAACACAGGAAUACGUGCGAUCGCGCUGAGAAAUCCAAGUUUAACGGGAACCUGAUCGAGAACUUCAAAAUCGAGUACAGACGGACCAAUAUCUCUGCCGAUGGUGACAAAAACGUGGAACGCGUGUUGUCGUGGAAGUUCGUGACGCUGGACAAAAACGAGGAUGGAUAUCUGGACAGGGCAGAGUACAAAGAGCUGAGGAGACUAGCGAAGAAGGCGGUAAGGCCGAAGAAAUGUGCUCGCACGUUUGCCCGCACGUGCGACCUAAAUCGAGAUUUGAAACUCUCCAGGCAAGAAUGGGGUGCCUGCCUUGCGAACGACUUCACUCUACGUUUGUUCUUGUCGCUGAACCCCGCAGACGAGCGCCCCGAGGUCCCUGAGGCCCAGAGGACCCGGGCCACGGACCAAGUGUUGAAAGGCAAUCCUGCCCCAGUACAUUCGCGACCAGCGUUCAACGAUGAUCAAAUGGACACUAAAGAAGAUAGCGAUGCAAACGAUUGUUUAACGGAUAGACGAUCCGUGCUGGAGGACGUGAGGCAACACUCGCAAGAGAAAUUUUACGUGCCUGAAUGCACUCCUGAUGGUAGAUAUCAUCGAGUGCAAUGUUAUUCAGGCUACUGUUGGUGUGUCUAUCAAGACACCGGUAAACCAAUUCCCGGAACGUCAUCGAAAGAUCGUACUCCGAAUUGUAAUCCUGUACCUACACCGAGCAGACCCAUGAAAGGUUGUCCAGAACAAAAGAAACAGCUGUUCUUACGAGAUUUAAUGGAUCUAAUGCAGAAAAAGAUGAAGGCGUCCGGAACGGACUCGGACGAGACGACGGCCAAGUGGCAGGCUUCGAAAGAGGAACAAAUAGCGACUUGGCAUUUUGUUAUGCUUGAUAAAAACAAGAAUAAGGUUUUAGAGAGAAAGGAAUGGAAAAGUUUCCGCACAAUGGUAGCAAAUAAUAGGCAGCUUCAAAGAUGUGGCAAGAGAUUGCCUAAAUACUGUGAUAUCAACAAUGACAGAAGGAUAAGUAUGACAGAGUGGCUUAGUUGUCUAAAUGCUCAACGACCCACCACAUCUGACAGUACGGAGAAAGCAUCAACGAGUAAGCCGAAAAGAAUGGGCCCGAAUCCUUUGGAACAGCUUUUAAAGAACGACGAUGAUUAAGAAUAUAUGUGAUAUAAAUGUGUGUUCGUCAUUUCAUCAAUACAUUAUUGCAGUGACCGUUCAUUUAGCACGUCGAUUGUAACAAGAGAAAUGGAAUAUUUAAAACGAAACAUGUUGCCUGUGUUAAAAGAAUUUUUAUUCAUAUUUUUAUAGCCGGUGAUAAAUACCACUGUCGCGUCAUUUAUUUUUAAUAUAAAUCAUAUUUAUCUGUGCCUUACAGAUAUCGAUUAGUACGAUAGUUUAUUUUAUCGUAGUCGUAAGAAUAAAAAGUAACAAAGUAUUACGGGCAUACACAAUCAUGUACAUAUUGAAUUUUUUAUUUAGGUGCUACGCACGACACUGCUUUCUCAUGACAAUAUGAUAAUGCAGACGUGAAAUUGGAUGUACGAUUGCUAAACGAGUUAUCGAAUUUACUAAUUAUUUCACUUUGGUUGCAUGAGUACUACAGUUAUUAAAUUUAGAUUUUUAGUGAAUUUAGA
Messenger RNA from Megachile rotundata (alfalfa leafcutting bee), 3104 nucleotides. RefSeq names its product SPARC related modular calcium binding-like protein magu (gene magu). Gene Ontology annotation, cellular component: basement membrane. Gene Ontology annotation, biological process: extracellular matrix organization. The record is from RefSeq and is a predicted model, not a curated record. Gene Ontology annotation, molecular function: calcium ion binding; protein binding; extracellular matrix binding. Lineage: Eukaryota; Metazoa; Arthropoda; Insecta; Hymenoptera; Megachilidae.